GUGGAUGAGCCAGGUUAAUGCCCCUGCUUACAGCUGCACAGAGUGCUGCUUGGCUUUUCCUCCGGGGCCUGAGGGUGGCAGACACAGCCAGAGGCUUUAACUAGUAGGUUCUGAUACUCAGCUCAGUGCAUGGAAAUAUCCGAGGAAACGGGUGGACGUGACCCCGAAGCCAAGGGACAGAGAACACAAAGACAGUGGACGCAAGAGUCGGAAAACCUGGAUCCACUCCCCAGCGGUGUGGCUCAGCAAACUGGCUGAGCUUCCAGUUCUUCAUCAAUAAAAUGGGGACGACACUGUUUGCUCUUGGCCGCUUUAUGGGAGACUCAGAAGAGUCAACUGUUUCUGUUCCCAAGUUUGACAAGGUUCCCUGGCUCUGUGAGGCCAGCCUCAGAAACAAGCCCCUCGUGCUCAGCCUCCCCAAAAGAUAUCCUCAUGCCUCUGCUACUUUUAUGACUUCAUCCAGGAUGGAUAUGAGUUGGACAAAUUUGUUGCAAGGUCGAGAUGGCUUAUCUAAGGCCAGGAGGAACCAGAGUGACCCCUUGCUGGCCGGGAUCGGGCGGCUGUGCUCCACAUGCCGGGAAAUGAGGACGGCACAACCAACAACUAUGAUGAUCCCAGAUGAUCUGAAGCAUUCCUUGAAGGAUGUUAUGAGUCGUAGAAUGAAGAGUCUCCAGCCACUGAAAGCUCAGACUGCAUCCAGGUGUUCCCCUGAUGACAUCUCAACAGAGAGCAUUGGCCACAGACUGCCCAUCCUGGGCCCCCGGGCAGCUGUCUUCCAGGGAGUGCUGUCACAGUGCUGCAGGGCCCUGCGGGGGACACAGCUCUCCUCGCCCAGAAAGGAGCCCGUGGGCAAGACAAAGAGGCAGUGAGCGACCGGAGCACAGCUCUUUCCGGACUCUACAGAGCAAACACCCUCACCAAGACAGCCUCUGACACUUCUCGUAAUUUCCUCCU
Messenger RNA from Miniopterus natalensis, 954 nucleotides. RefSeq names its product chromosome 19 C1orf105 homolog (gene C19H1orf105). The record is from RefSeq and is a predicted model, not a curated record. Lineage: Eukaryota; Metazoa; Chordata; Mammalia; Chiroptera; Miniopteridae.